Messenger RNA from Populus trichocarpa (black cottonwood), 757 nucleotides. RefSeq lists its product as uncharacterized. NCBI's taxonomy places the organism in Eukaryota, Viridiplantae, Streptophyta, Magnoliopsida, Malpighiales, Salicaceae. The coding region runs from base 86 to 409 and encodes 107 amino acids. The transcript has 2 exons. The record is from RefSeq and is a predicted model, not a curated record.
CUAUAUAUUCCUUCAUGACUGCAUCCCUUCCAUAAUCUCAUAGAGAAAAAUCCAAAGCACGCACAUACCCCCGAUCUCUGUGUUGAUGGAAAAUAUAUCUGAGGCAUCACCAUCACCAUCACCAGGGAGUUCUUCCUUGGCAAGUCUAAGUAUUCAAAUGGUCUCGAAAUCAGUCUCCGAGAGACUUCUUGGUAAGUUCUUUGAUGCAUCUCAAUAUGACUUCGAUUAUGAGCAAAGUGGUCUUUGGUCUCCACCAAUACCUGCCAGAAGGGUUUUCUUGGCUUCACCAGCAGGCCAUAUUUACUCCCAAGGUGAGUUUUUCUCGGAGCUCAAGAAAGGAAAGAGAGCGUGUAGAAGGCGCAUUGCUUGCUUCAAUGCCUUUUGGUGCACUUCAAGACGACAACCUUGAUUGGUGCCAUCCCCGCCUUAUUUUUUUCUUUUACAAAGGCAUGUUUAGUCUCAAUCACUAUUCCCAAGCUGCAUUGGGAAGCUUAAUGGAUGAUAGUCAAAAAGGUUCAAUUCAAAAUAUUGAACCCCAAUAAUAUAUAUAUAUAUAUAUAUAUAUAUAUAUAUAUAUAUUGAAAGUGGAAGAAGUAGUGAUUAGGGAAGUUUCAUACCCAUAUUAUGUAGACAAUUAAUUAGUUUACUAACUUGCCACAUGAACUGCUGAUUUAUUAUUUUUAAUUAUUUUUUAGAAUGCCACUUGACGCUUCAUACCCGUAUUAAGAUCCCUUGGCACUUGACGCUUUGGCUAUUG